Molecule: messenger RNA, 5866 nt
Organism: Harpia harpyja (harpy eagle)
Lineage: Eukaryota; Metazoa; Chordata; Aves; Accipitriformes; Accipitridae
Gene: HYCC1
Product: hyccin PI4KA lipid kinase complex subunit 1
Exons: 11
Coding region: 325-1872 (515 amino acids)
Biological process (GO): protein localization to plasma membrane; phosphatidylinositol phosphate biosynthetic process
Cellular component (GO): plasma membrane
Source: RefSeq, a predicted model, not a curated record
AUUCGAGGCUUUCAAAUGAAGCUUUCAUGAGGCUUAAAUGUUUAUGUUGAUGAGAAUAUUAAAAUGCAGUAGCAGUUGGACUCUUAACAAAGAUCGCCUGGGCACUCUGCAAACAUACAAAACCUAUAUUGGGAACAGCUUAGACUUAAAUCCAUUAGGUGGAUCACCAAGUCAGGUUUCAUUCCCAAGCCUUCACUUAGGCAAAUACACUCUCUGUAAUCUGGCAUGCUUCCUCUCUUACAAAUGGAAGAUUGGGUACAAAGCUUAUACUGAAGUCUGCCAUAGGAUUUGUGAGGCUGAAGGUUUUGGAACGGAUGUUGGAAGAUGUUAGCUGUGGAUACUGGGGUUGUGGAGGAGUGGUUAUCAGAGUUCAAGACACUGCCAGAAGCAUCCAUAUCCAGCUAUGCUACAAACUUGAAAGACAAGAGUGCUUUGAUUUCAUCUCUUUACAAAGUAAUUCAGGAGCCACAGAAUGAACUUCUGGAACCAGUUUGUCAUCAGCUCUUCGAGUUCUAUCGCAGUGGUGAGAAACAAUUGCUACGAUUCACGCUGCAGUUUCUACCGGAAUUGAUGUGGUGCUAUCUUGCUGUCUCAGCCAGCAGAGAUUUGCAGAGCAGUGGAUGUAUAGAGGCUCUUCUCUUAGGAGUUUAUAACUUGGAGAUAGUUGACAAAGAGGGACAUAGCAAAGUGCUGAGUUUCACAAUUCCAUCUUUGUCCAAACCUUCAGUCUAUCAUGAACCUUCCAGCAUUGGCUCCAUGGCUCUCACUGAAGGAGCUUUAUCGCAGCAUGGUUUGUCCAGGGUUGUAUACAGUGGACCUCAUCCUCAGAGGGAGAUGUUAACAGCACAGAACAGGUUUGAAGUGCUGACUUUCCUUCUGCUUUGUUACAAUGCUGCCUUAAGCUACAUGCCUGCAGUUUCUCUUCAGUCGUUGUGUCAAAUUUGUUCAAGAAUUUGUGUCUGUGGAUAUCCUCGCCAACAAGUGAGAAAGUACAAGGGAGUCAACAGUAGGAUUCCAGUUUCAUCUGAAUUCAUGGUGCAAAUGCUAACAGGGAUUUAUUAUGCCUUUUAUAAUGGAGAAUGGGACCUGGCUCGUAAAGCUAUGGAUGACAUUUUGUAUAGAGCACAGCUGGAACUGUAUCCAGAACCUCUGCUGGUUGCUAAUGCAAUAAAAGCUUCACUGCCUCAGGGUGCCAUGAAAUCUAGUAAAGAAGGUACAAGAUGCAUUCAGGUUGAAAUUACACCUACUUCAUCCAGGAUAUCAAGAAAUGCUGUGACUAGCAUGUCUAUCCGAGGGCAUAGAUGGAAAAGGCAUGGUAAUACUGAUUUAGCAAUUCAAGAAGAACUGAUAGAAGUAUCUGAAACUGAUGAAGGUUUUUACUCUAGGGCUACCUCUAGUACAAGUCAGUCUGCCCUAUCUAGCAGCAGCAACACGAGCAGUAAGAACCUUUUAGGGAAGAGCCAACGAAGGUCUGGAGGAAACAAAGCUGGAGGAAAAGAAAAAGAAGGAGAAACCUGCAGAGAACACUUGUCACGAAAACAAACUCAGAGAGCCAUGAGUGAGAAUCUAGAGCUUGUCUCUCUGAAGAGACUAACACUGACAACUAGCCAGUCCCUGCCUAAGCCAGGUAGCCAUGGUCUGGCCAGAACGACCACUACUGUGUUUAGUAAAUCCUUUGAACAGGUCAGUGGUGUCACAGUUCCAAAUAAUCGUGGAGGUAUAUCUGGUACAGAGGCAAACAGGUUUUCAGCUUGCAGUCUUCAGGAAGAAAAACUGAUAUAUGGAACAGAAAGAACAGAUCUUCCAAUUUUAAGCAAACAACCUAAUCAGCAGCGACCUCCUAGUAUUAGCAUAACUUUGUCAACAGAUUGAUAUUAAAUUGGCAAGUAUGAAAAAUAGAAUAUUGAGGGUUUAUGCUGAUAUUGGUACAUUGGUACAUUAAGCUCCUUGAUAUGUUAUACAUUACUUUCGUAAACCUCAAGCCCAUAAAUUCUUAUUUGGCUCACGUUUGACAGUAACAGUAAAUAGACAACAGUUGUAAUUAUUUUGCAUCAACUUCUAAUAGCUUGGGAAGUUCCUCUUUGACUUGCUGUAUUUAUACACCUGAUUGCUUACAGCUUCAUGUGAAGUUUACAGCUUCACCAAUUUAACAAGCAUUGAUAGGUUGUUUAGCCACUGACCAAGAUGUGUGGCUUUUUACAAAUGCACAGUACGGGAACAAGUAGAGCCUCUUUCCCAGACUCUACUUUUUGACUACCACUUGGCAUAGGCAAAACUGCAAGUACUUGUUUUACUUUAUAAGAGGAGUCUUGCAGUAUGGACAUGAAAUCUUGGAACGGCUUUGUAAGAGCAAACAUUCUUUUAUGUUAGUCAUGAGAAAGCUGUGCUUACAUGUAAGGUUAAAACUAGAAGUAUCAGUUCAGUGUUCGCUGUAUGGCGGUUUUGUAAUGUUAGUACACAUUGGAAUGUUCAUACUUCUUUAUGCCUAUAUGAGUCUGAAUUACAGAUGCAUUUUGUUUUUUCUAUAUGUCUUUUGAAACUGGGCCAAAAGUCAUACAGCAGCAGUACUUGUGGAUGGGAGUUCUUGUCAGUUGCUGUAGUAGUCACUCUUUAGACUUACAAAUUGUGUGACACUGUCUGUCUUUCAGAUUCUUAAAUAUCAGGCACAAAACUACUCAUUGAAAAGUCACUGUCAUCAGUAUUUUUAUUAUUUACGGGGAAGAGAUGUGCUUCUGUAACAAUGUUAUGUAGGAAAUAAGGUAUGAGCCCUUUGCACUGACUCAAGCAAAUCAGGAGUGUGAAUGUGUUUAACAUGAACUUCUUAUCUUGAGAAUACUACCAAAGGAUGCAUACUUUCAGUAACUUGCAAGCACAAAGGGAAAUUGUAAUGUAAAUAUAACUAGCACUGUAAUUCCUAGUCUUCUAUAUCUAUUAUUUUUCUAGUGUGAAAUUCUAAAACAGCAGCCUGUUCAAGGUUACCUAACCUUCAACCUUCAGUUAGUUUGGUGACCUUGUUUGAUACCAACUUUUAUAACAUUAAGAUUUUAAUUAAAAAUGGACAUUAAAACUUCUUUUGCAGAAAUUUGAAGAAGCAAUAGCUGACAAAACCAAUCCAGUAGCAGUGAUUAGCUGAUAAACAGGCAAUAUAUUAUUAUGAGCAGAGAAAUAGGAUGAAGAUCUAAGGCACGGUCAUUCCCAACUGUCCAGGUCUCUGUACCUAGUGAUCCCUUAUUGUCAAGAACCUUGUAACAAAACAAACACUAAAAUUCUGGUAGGCUUUCCUGUUUGCCUGGAGAUAAGUUUAGCUAUCCGUUUUUGACUUAAACUGAAGCACAAGUAACUUUUAAGCAGCUAAUGUUAUUCAGGUGUAUAGCAAUUAAUAAGCUGGUUAAUUAAUGAAAAGAGAUGGGGAGACAUAGUUGAUAGGGUCAAGUAAGUUGUAUAAUUCUACUUCUAAGACUGCAGACUAGAUGUGUAUGUUUCUUAAUAUUCACCAAAGUCUGUGGAAUAGCUGCAUCUGUCUAUAGAUAUUUGUCUUCACCCGAGAGCCUGAGUUUAAACGAAUGUGCCACACUUUCUCAUUCUUCAGUUUGUUGUGUGACACUGUUCUAUUCCAGUAAUGAGUAUUUCACCUUUUUACAGUGAAGUGUUUUCUUAAUUGUACAGGAAAACUCACAUUCCUAAUGUAUAAACUACAAGUUUGUCCUGUUUAGUGUUUAAUACUUUGGCCAGUGAAAUAAACUGGUUCUUUGAAGUUGUAUGUUUUUGUAAAUACUUUGUACAGCAGAAAAUUUUGCCUUUUUUUACAGGUUUUUCUGCAGUACACAUUAGACAGCACAGUUGUUUCAGAUUGACUAAUACAUAUGGCUGCUGGAGCAUUCAUAACCACAAGCAGUAGAAGGGUUUUAGGCAGCUGAUAGCAGACACUGGCUAGCACUACAGAUACUUGAAUGUGUUUUCCUUUCCUUGAAGUUUGUUCUAGAUGUUAUGAAGAAAUAGCCUGCAGAACUUAGAGCUGCCUCCUGAUCUGCUCAUGCAAUGUAGCAUUUAAGAAUACUUUGGAAACACUUUACAGUAAUUUAAAUUGAAACAUAAACUAGAAUAGAUAAAUUAAAUUGCAAGUGACAAAUGUUUGUUGUGAUGGUAUUACUUGUGAGUUAGUGUUAAGGGACUAGAAUUUUUAAGUAAUUCUACUGGUUUUGGUUUGUUUCAUUUAGUUCAUGAUUGUUUGUUAUUUCCACGGUAGACACUCUUUGAAGCUGGAUGUUGGUAUAGAAGAUGUUUAUUAUACUGGGAAGAUUUAGUCACUUUAGCUAUAAAUAAUUAGAAUUUCAAAGGAUCUAAAAUUCCAUAAAAUAUACAUAUGUAAUGUAGCUACCAGUAUUGUAAACAUUGUAAGUCAGUGUUAAAGUUAAGUUAGUUUAUCCUUUUAUUUUAUCCAGCUAAUUAUUCUAACUGUGCUCUGGCUUGAAGCCAAGACAUAGGCUUAUAUUCGUACAGCUGAAAUUACAUAAAGCUUUAUACCUUUUUGAGAAAAUGAUAGAAGGAAAGGGUUUUGGUACUAAAGGCUGCUGUUUCUAUACAUAUGUGGCUUUAUAUAAAUGCAUAUGUAUUUGUCUCUGGAGCAACUUACACAAUGAGCAUGGUUUUUGUGAACUGACAUCACACCUUGACACUGAUUGAGUCUAAAGAAUUUCUUUCCUCAUGUGAGUAAUAAAACUUUCAGUUGUUCUUCCUUUUCUUAAAAAUGGGGGGAAAGAAAAAAAGGCAGGAUAGGGGAGAGGGAGGGCAGAAUUAUUUGUUGUCCAAAUAUCCACGGUGCAGGAAUGGGGGGCAGAGGGGGGGGGAAGUAGGGCAGGAAGCAGAUAUAUUAAUUCUUCCACAGUAUUUCUAAAAUUGUCAAGAUCUUGGGUUUUGAGCAUUAUCUGAUCACUUUAGGCUGAUGAAUGAAAAAUGUAUUUUGAAGAAAUAGAUGUCUUCUAUUAGUGUAAGGAAAACCUAUUAAGCCAUCCCAUACUGCAGUCUACCCAGGAGUGGGUAGUUCUGAUGAAUACACUCCAAACAUCAUACAUGGCUGCACCAUUCUGCAGGAAAAAUGUUAUGUAGGAGUGAAGCAUCUCAAAUUAUAACAAGAGAAGUUGUUUUAAUGCUGACGUUUGUAACUGACCUUACUGUUGUACAUCAAAGGGCACUGUUUCCAGUGAUGGCUUUGAGCAGCAACACUUUCAAAACUGUUGAAGCUGAGAAUAAUUAUUUUUGUUGUAAGAAUCUGUAACAUUUGUGCAAAAAGCAUAUGGCCUCUAACCACUUGCUGUAGAGCUGCAAUGACUUUUCUGAAGGGAGUGAAAUGUCCUUGAAUUGCCUUGAAUACCUGACAGAUUUGACAGGUAGAGAAAUAUAUAGCUAUUUUAGCUACACUUCUCUCUAAGGAGGUCUCUGAUUUCUGUGAGGAUUCUAGAAAUUUCUAACUUAAUUAUUAUGUCUGAUAUCUUUUGUCAAUGUUUGAGGCUUACAGUGCUGUAUAUAGGUGUGUAAUAUAUUACCUUUUGUAUUUGUAUAAUUCUACUUCUAAGACUAGAUGUGUACGUUUCUUAAUAUUCACCAGUCUGUGGAAUAGCUGCAUCUGUCUAUAGAUGUUUGUUUUCACCUGAGAGCCUGAGUUUAAAUGAAUGUGCCACGCUUUCUCAUUCUUCAGUUUGUUGCGUGACACUGUUCUAUUCCAGUGAUGCAGUAUUUUGCCUUUUUACAGUGAAGUGUUUUCUUAACUGUACGUGAAAACUUACAUUCCUAAUGUAUAAACUACAAGUUUGUCUUGUUUAGCGUUUAAUAUUUUGGCCAGUAAAAUAAACUGGUUUGUUUUUUUGAA